AUCUAAGACAAUAUUUAUAAACAUGGUGGUCGAGAGUAGUCAAUCUUUUACAGCUUGAAACCAUGGCUGAUGACGGACUGCUUUUAAAUCUUUGUUCUAAUGGUGGAGGGGAUGAAGAAAUUUAUCGGGAAAGUAAAGAUAGCAAAUCGAAGGUAAAUUAUCUUCCUAAAUAUAUCCUUUAGAAAGCAAGGUUUUCUAGGUAUCCAUGCCCACGUGUACCAGCGUGCAAGUAGACCUUCUUUGAACAUCGCGAUCUUCUUUUGAAUCAAGCUUAAUUCAUCAGAUUAGCCUGGUGUUUAUCCAUUCCUUUUCUUCCUAGUGGAAAGAAAGAAAGUUACAGAAAAGAAAACAAUAUCUAAGGCCACAUGCGAGGGGAACCUUUCACAAGAAUGCAGCUUCUGUAUCUGCUAAGCCAUUACGACACCCUCAGAGGAGAUCUACACCUUUUCCAAAUAAGCCCAUCCAAGGAUCUGAGGAGGAAAAAAGAACUUCAGCAAAUGUACGUCUCUUUCAUUCAUGCGGCAAAGUCUUGUUACUGCCAUCACAACCCUCUAAUGGAUGAGCAAUGAGGUUUUUCGGAUAGGGUUUAACAGCACAGCAGAGUUUAUGUCAGUGUGUGGUUCCAGGGAAAUAGAUUUGGUGUAUUGAAAUGAAUAAUGAUGAGAAUAUAGGCCUAGUAACGCUACAGUUUUUACUAAAAGUCUGGUGGUCUGCCUCUUAAUCUAUGCUUACUUUAUCUCAGUUAGCUACAAAAGGCUACCAGUAAUAUGCAAGAGAAGCUGCAGUGUAUGUGAGAAAUCUUUUUUCAGUAAUAUAUUUUGUUUUCAAGGUUUCAAAAUAGUUAAAAAAUCAUGGUUAGUCCAAGUAACCAUUAUUGUGCCCACUGAUUGUUAAUUUCUGUGAUCCUUAGAAUGAAACUAAACGAUCUUUCGUAACUCAAAAUGGCAUCCUUCCUCAAAGACAAUCAAAGAAGAAAUUUCAGGUAAUUAUAGAAGUAACUGUCAAUUUUGAAAUGCAGUUAGCUCAGUACAUGCAUUCAAUUUUAAUAGACAUAUUUUUUGUUUCAGGAAUAGCAAACCAAAUUAUUUCUGAGAUUUACUUUUUUUCAAUAUAUAUAACAGGUCAUUUCAAGUUUGUUUAACUACAAUCCAGAAAUACCCACAUUACUGGCAAGGUUGGUUUUAAUUGCAGUUUUGGCUAAUCCUGCUAUAGGUAUAAGUACAAGUUUGGUGGACACCUAUAAUUAAUGGCCCUGGUUUACAUCACACCUCUUAAAAUAAGUUCUCUCAUCUCAGUGGUAAAGUGAAUACAUUUCAAACACAAAAUGAGAUGUUCCAAGGCUUAAUUAUAUUGGGGAUGACAAAAUUUUCCGUCACUGUGUACCAUGCUCUUGACUAUCUUUUGAGAAAGUUUGUUUAUAUGAAGUACUUGGAUAAGCAGGUCAACUAAGUACCUUCUGCAUAUUUUGUAUGUCUGUUCAGGCUGUAUUUGUUUGACAUACAUGAAGUUGUAUAAUGGCAUGAAGCACAAUUAUAAUUGACACAUAGUUUUAUUGUUGUAGUAAUGAAUCAUCCAGUGCAGAUGGGACAUCAUGUGAAAAUGUUUUUUCUGCUGAAAAAUUUAGUGACUUAGAUGUUUCUCCUUUCAUGGUAAGACAUGCAAAAUUAUUUGAUAUGUAAUAUUAUAACUAACUUUUAGUUAUUUAAAAAGAUAUCUUGAUGUUAAUGAUGAAACAUUGCUCAGUUGUUGGUAAACUAAUUACAAACAUUUUUGAAAGGGGGCCAGGAAACAAAAGACAAGCCAUGAUUAAAAACACACUUUGAGCAGAACUUGAUUUCUCUGAAACUGGCUGGUUCUUAUAGUUUUAUUAGGUGUACUUAAUUCCCUUUACAGAAUUGUUUAUGGUUAGUUCUUGGGUGUGGGGGAAUGUCAAAAUUUUCAUCUUAUGGUUAAUUGUGUUUUGCUUUCUAUUUAUAGAUUUCCAAUCUUGAAAAUAAUUUGAAACUCACCACCAUGACAAGGUACAGAAUAUUAAGAUAUUUCACAUUCAGGUUUAUUUUGCUCUGAGGUAUUUGUAAUAGCAUCAAAAUAUGAAUGUUUGUUUGAAAUGUAUGCUGAACUAUUAUAAACAGUGUCAUCAAAACUAAAUUUUCAUGAGAAUUUUUCAUAUGUUUACGGAAAGUUAUUCUUUUAAAUGUAAUUAUUUUCUUGCUUUAAGUGUUCAAAAAGCUGCCAUUCCCCUGUUAAUCGAAGGAAGGGAUGUUUUUGUGAAAUCGAAAACAGGAACAGGUAAGGUCUUGUAAAUGUGCCAAAUUGUUCUUGAAAAGUACCCUUUUUCGACUCAGAAGCAGGUAUCAUGUAUAUUUGAUAGAUGAACUUUAAAUUGGAUAUUUUUUUAUAAAUUUAAGGGGGGUCCAUCUCAUCAUUGCCCCCAUUUCUGAUAAAAUGAUUAAUGCUGUCUCAAAUCAGCAGCCAAUGACCUAUAUUUUGUGAUAAUGAUAUUGAAUUAACUUAUAUGUUACUGUUAUUUUUAGGAAAAACUCUCACUUAUGCAGUGCCUGUGAUACACUCACUACAGAGUAUCACUCCAAAAAUUUCUGUAAGUGACUAAUGAAAAUAUUGUAGUUCAAUAAAUGCAAACUGCUGUCUUCUCAGUGCAAAUUAGAUUGUUAUUUUUAUAAAGUCAUUUGCAUUGGUUUGAUGACUAUAAUGGUUUUAUGUUGUUUCAUCCUAAUUUACCUUUUAAUGAAGAUCUCUCCUUGCACAGUCUCAGUUUUUUGUCAUUCUUUAGAGAAGUGAUGGUCCUUAUGCAGUGAUCUUGGUCCCCACAAGAGAGGUAGUCAUUGCACAUAUCAUAGGAAUUAAUUUUUUUGUAGACAGAUGCAUACAUUUUCAUACAUUAUUAAUAAUUAUUAUUUACUGUUAUACAUAAUAUGAAAAUCAAUUGUAAUUGUAAUGGUGAGGACCAUUUAGUAAUUGAAUUAUAAUUAUCAAUUAUUUUGAUUUCGUUAUAGGCAUGCCACCCUUAUGAUUUCUUAAUUUUUCUUGUUACUGUAGCUUGCCAUACAAAGCUUCAAUGUGCUGCAGAGACUUGUAAAGGUAUGUCUCAUACUUGCACAAGGGCACACUAUGUUUUCUUACUUGCAUUGUGUAAUAUGCAGUUUUCUUUUGCUUGUGUUAAAAAAAAAUUGUAUUCGUUUUAUUCAAUAUUGUUUUUUUUUUGUUAAAACGAGUUUGUGUAAAAUGACAGUAUUGCUUUACUUGCCUGCAGCUUCUUCUUUGCAACAUUGUCUCAUAACUUCGUAGUUCAUUCUUUAGUAUGCUUUAGUAUACUUUAGUAUGCAAUAACCAGGUUGUCAAUAAAAGCCAGUUUAUAACAGUCUAUUGCUGCCUAUAGGACCUCUUACAGCCAUCUGUUUAGCCUGCUCUUGUGUUUCCCCUCACAGCCCCUUUUGCGGGCACAGCGGCAUAUUUCAUCAUCGUGAGCUGCAUGGAUAAAGUAACUGAAAGCCCUGCUAUAAGUAUUUUUAUUGCCAUUGAGAGCCCUUUAACUCAAACAUCAUUGUUUUCUUUUAUAGCCAUUUCAGUGGGUUGUACCAGGAGUAGUCACUGGAGGAGAAAAACGAAAAUCGGAGAAAGCCAGGUAGAUAUGUAAUGAGUGUUUUUUUCUCACUCUUUCCCAGUUGGGCUACAUUUCGUAAACAUGGAAGCUAAUGAGCAUCAAAUAGAAUCCUCUUGACUUGAGUAUCAUGGGUCUUUAUUCUCAGAUUAAGAAAAGGUGUCAAUGUUCUUGUCGCAACUCCAGGAAGACUACUGGAUCAUAUUGAAGUAAGUUGCUUGACACACAGUUACUCUGAUCUCUAAAGUUCUCCAAGCUGAAAGCUAUCUAGCAGUAUUGCAAAAAUCCCAGUCAUAUGCUUGUUAUGUGUAAACUUAUUUACGUGUUGUUCGAGUAGACCUUCGGACUAUUUUUCAAUGUAACUGAGGUCCAAGAGAUUUCCCUUCCUAUGUUAAUGCACUCGAAUUUCCGAAAAUUUACCUGCGUACAUGGCAAACGCUGUAGAUAACUUUCUGACGCUUUUGAGGCUUCCGAAGAUGUUCCGAAAAUUUCUGUAAAACGCUGAUAUGAAUUGUAGCUAAAUUACUCGCUAGCCGUUAAAUGGAAGUUAGAACUAAAAUUUCACUCUCGUCGCGAUUGUCUAAAUCUGGUUGCAGCUGCUUAAAACAAGCGUCUUUUUAGUUCUGAGCGACUGAGAGUUGUUCACAAAACAACCUUAGGAAAUAGAGGAGAUUAUGGUGAUAUCACUUAGUCAGAUGCUUGACUUCAUGUCACCUUGUUUUUUUUUCUUUUAGAAAACCAAAAGUUUGGAGUUGAAGAGACUUCGGUGGAUCAUCCUUGAUGAAGCCGACAGGUACAGACCUAUUCUUUGUCCGAGAAUCCACUCAUGUUCCAGGUUCUUUUCUUCUCCUAUGGCAGAUUUCGGCGGUAACCCGCAUCGUAAGCGCUGCUUCCGAGAAAAGAUGUUUUUCAUCGAGCAAAUUCAAACCAGUUUGAAGACAUUUCGUGAGAACAAAUUCAUCUCUAGGACGAAGACGUAAACACAAAUUGUCUGUGUUACAAGAAGCAAGUUAUCAUUGCAACAAUUGGCGUGCUCCGGCCCAAGAUUGCUAUUUAUCAGGACUAAUUGAUAUUUCUAUUUGUUGUAGGUUGUUAGACCUCGGUUUUGAAAAGGACGUGUCAUCCAUUCUGACUGCUGUUAAGGAAUCUCUACUCAGCGGUGUAAGAUGUCAGACUGUUCUGCUUUCCGCAACACUCAAUGAAGGUGUGUUUUUCUCACAAAAAUGUCUUCUUUUGUUGUAACACACUUGAGCGAGUUGAUGUGAAACUAAUCAUAGGAACGGAAUCUGUCACAAAAACCAUCGAGAACUCAAACCAUUCAAAGCGCGAGUAAACGAGCGUGACCCACUCGCAAUUGGUUUCAGCUGAAGUUGUAUCUGAUUGGUUUAGAAGGUAGCAGAAGUUCUCUGGAUUAAUCCUGAGCGAAGUAGAAAAAAACCAACUCAAUCUCAGAUUACCCACACACUCUUUUAAAAAGUACAUUGAAUUUAAUUUUCCCCCCCCCCACAGGAGUUGAGAGACUGGCGGGAAUUAGCCUUUACAAUCCUCUAUCUAUUGAUGUUACGACAGAGGAUGGAGGCGGCGAAAACAAAGAGGCAAGUAACGCACAGGUAAGGGCUCGUUGGUGAAACUGCCUCGUAAAGUGUACGAAAUUUCCUUAUAUGACAGUUUUUUAACUUCCUUUCGCCUUCCUCUCUUACACGCGCGACAUUUACUUACAACACACAUGUAAAUACCAUUAAGGAAAAAAUCGCUUUAGGCCCGUGCCUAGAUGUUGCUGUACACGCCAGCAGUUCGGUAGUGUUGGUUAUUCUACGCGCGGCGUGGUUUGUUCUUGCAUUCUCUGCAGGCCAUCAGCCUUCAUUAAAUUUUUGGGAAUAAAAUAUCUUUGGGAGAAUUAUUUCAACUGUAUUCAUUUUUUUCCUCUUCAGAGCUCAAGUGAUGUCAGUUUUACAACUCCUCAACAAUUGAAACAAUUCUUCAUUAUCGUUCCCAGCAAACUGCGCUUGGUGACAUUAGCAGCGUUUUUGCUGUGGAAAAACCAGCAAGAGGUAUUGAUUGACUUUUGUACAAUUGCCAUUGUGAAAUUUCUCUGUAAAGUAAAGUAGCUCAGAGUAUUACGAUCAACCUCGUCGCCACCCCGCGUCUUUGUUCUUCCCAUCAUGAACUAGGUUUGUUGUGACGUACGCACAUAUCCAUAUUUAACUGUGCAAGUAACGUACACAUGCUGCCUCUUUUCCAUCCUUGAACUUGCCUUUUCGUUUUGUAGGAAUCAACUGCCACGAAGAUGAUUGUUUUUAUGUCAAGCCGGGACUCAGUGGAUUUUCACUGCGACCUUUUUGACAAGUCUUUUUCUUCUGUGGCCAGUGAGUAAUUUGGUUAUUUUGUUUCCCUUUUUGACCCAGCAGGGUUAAUGCACUACUCUUAAACCUUUCGUUUUCUUUUUUGCUGCAAGUAGACGACAUUUAUAUUGUCUGACAUUGACAUGAGCAUCUUUUGAUUUUGCUUGCUUUUAUUUUGUUAGAGUUACGCCUUGUAUUCUUUAAACUUCAUGGAAGCAUGUCUCAGUCGGUAAGAGAAAGCAGAGACUUUGAGUUCAUUAUUUGAGAAGUCAUUCAUUAAUUUUUUUCCUUUUUGUCUAUUCUUGGGCGGAUCCAGCUCAAGGCCAAAUUAUUCAAGUUGGCCAAUCAGAAUAGAUUUAACGGAAUCUCAAAUUUCCUGAAACUUAAAGUAAACAAUAUUUUGCCGUUUGGUUUUUCGCAGGAAAGGACUUCCGUAUUCAAAAGUUUCAGUGACGCAACAAGAGGGAUUCUGUUUUGUACAGUAGGUUGACUAUUUGUUGCUGAAUUUCUAGUCUUUUUUAACCGGAAACCUUAUGUAGUAAAGUUAAGUAAAACUUUAUUUAGGCCGGGCAGCUCAUUGAGCUCGACGGCUGGUAUCCUCAGGGGCCUGUAUCAAUAGAAAUAGUUUUAAAGUGUACCACAACUACGCCUGUUGAGGUGUAGUGACGGAAAGAAAACUUUAGCAAACUGAAAUUUCUUGUAAGUAUGUUUAGACGCAAGAUGGGAAAUUGGAUCAGUCGAGUCGGAGCUGGAGCUGAGACUGAAAAAAGAUGAUUAUGUUUUCCUUAUUUUUAGUUCAGAGAGGAGCAAACGAGCCUUUUUCUUGCUCACUACAUGCUUUAUAACCAAGUUAACUUAUUUUUUGUAUGUUAGGAUGUGGCAGCAAGAGGAUUGGAUUUGCCUCAUGUCAAUUGGAUAGUUCAGGUAUAAAUACAAAUAGGAUCUUUCCCGUUGUUGUUUUUAUUUUAGCCGCGCAUGCGUUCUUCGCAUGUCACAGUUUCUUGAGGAGACAAAGGAAUUGGACAUGAAAGUAUGAGUGUAAUUGCAAUGCACUUUCUCUCGAUUUCGCAGCUAAACACUUUCGAAUUAAUGGAUUGAAUUUAUCUUUUAUGCUGUUUCUGGGCUAGUAAGCCUCUUUUAUUAUUUUUGGAUCACUGUCUGACUGGUUUGAUUAAUUAUGUUUCUAGUACAAUACUCCAGGGAACCCAGCAGACUACGUGCACAGGGUUGGUCGAACGGCAAGAAUCGGACUGAAAGGGAACGCCCUCCUUUUUUUAGACUCCCGCAGAGGUAAGUUUUACUUUUUAUUUUGAGCUGAUGAAAUUAUCAUGUGGAAGGAAGUGUGUGUAGAAUAAGUAACAUUAAACGAAGACACUCAGUUGAGUCAGUUCUUAACGUUUCUCCAUUAAAGCAUCCUUCACGAAAAGGCUUGGAGUAUGUUUUCCCCUUUCGCUCCCCCAUCUGAAGCUGCAAGUUUCUUAUAAUUUUUGUUAAAUCCGUUCGUCUCCGACCACGCGUUCUAUCUUGAUGUACACUCUUAUGUAAACGAAGGCAAUACAAUCUUAGUCAGCCAACAUUUCAUUCUAGGUCGAGUACUUGGACAUUUUGAAACAGCAUGGAAUCAGGUUUGUAUAAAGGGUAGCUACCAGCGAUUGUAAUGGUUUUGCUUUACUUCGCUCGGCGAUUGGUCCUGAAAACUCGAACCUCUCAACCAAUCAGGUGCUAUAAUAAAAGCAAUUGCGAUUUGGCUAGUCGGGUUCUCCCGCGCAGUUUGCUAGUUUUAAGUCUGUGUUCUCAUUGGCUUCUUGUGAUUUCAUCCUUCGCUGUGAUUGGCUUGUCUAAUUUGUCUGGUGUUGGCUUUAUUGCUCUUAAUCGAGAAGUGCUCUUUUUUUAUAACUAAGUAAUACUGUCUCCACACGAUAGAAUAGUGCAUAGAAGCUCCUUCCGUGCUGAAAAACGAGAAUGUUAAUGUAUGAGACUUGUUUGCCAUCUGGGUGAAUCAUUGCAACAUUCAAGCGAUACAGAAAAAUCGUGGUUAAUUUUUAAGCUUCCCCAACUCCGACGUAAAAGUUACAAAUACUUCAGCAGGAAAUAAUUCGUAAAGCAACAUUAGUAAAUUAAUACAUAAACAAGAAAUUUAAUUGAAAAAGUAAUAUACAGCUAAUUUGUUUUAUUUUUUGCGUACUUUGUAGUCCAGAGGAACUGCUCGUUAACGACGUCCUUAAAACGCUCGCAGUAUCCUCAGGAGACGCGAAGCUGAAGACAGCGAAGGUAAGUACUAUAAAACCACAGGACUCUUGUUGGUGUCUGUGACGUCAAAAUUUAGAUAAUUGCAAAACGCUAUUUUACUUUUAAAGCCGCAAACGGAACAUUGAGGGUGAUCAAAUAUUUUUUAAAUCUGGUCGUUCCAGGUUGAUAUUAUGAUUAACUACCGGAAUAAAUGUAUUACAAAAAACCAAACAAACAUCAACAACAAAAAAUCAAACAAGAUGAAGAAAAUUCAUUAAAAAAGAUGUAACCUUGGACUGAAAUUGCAUGUGCUACUGAAAUCAAAUUAUUCAUCAAGCUGUCCCAUAGAAGUUUAAUGUUGGUAUCCGUGUCUAUUCAAUGGAGUUUUUCGUCAUGAAAAGUCCAUUUUACAGUAAAUGUGAAGAGAAGGAGAAAUGUGGUACUUGGGCUGGUGUCUGCUAAUCAUCGGAUUCGCUGAUUUGAGGUUUCAAUGUAUUUUGUGAAUCUUCUGAGCCUUUUUCCCUUUUGGUAGCUUAACAGCAACCAAUGGAUUUUUUGAUUAUUAAUUUCCUUAUCUAUUCUUAAAUUAUUAUUUUUUUACUUCAGUAUGUUGAUCAAAAAACUCAGGAAUCAGCUACUGAAUUACAGAAUUCAUUCGAGGACUAUGUUCUUUCGAAUGAUCUCUGUUUGAAAGCUGCCAAGACAGGUAAUAUUUUGUGUUUCAUACUCGGAUCUUCCUCAAAUCUAACUAUGUCUUAUGUUACUGAAAUUGCACCAUGAAAGACAAAAAUUUCAAAUCGCAUCAUAUUACUGCUACCUCAAAUAUAUACUUCUUACACGAGUAUAAAGAGUUAGCACGCGGAGACGUUGCGGAAUGUGUGUAUGUUCGCCAUCCCAAGGGUUUCCUGUGUUCAUAUCGGGAAACCGCUAAUCCUGGACAUUUGCUUAAGUUAAUGUGAGCAUAUCGUUCCAAUGGUGUACGCAUCCGACCAUGCUUUUAGUUAUCGAGCCUGUUCAAGGUGUUCCGUUAGUUAGCGGGGCGCGAUGGAAGCUCAGAGCGAACAAAGAAGGAAGAUUUGGGACAGGUUGUGUGAGGAACCGCCUGAUAUUUCGCUGUGCGCUGUCCCCGCGCCCCGUGAACUCAUUGAGCGCCGAGAACAUUCAAUCGUGUGUCAAACUGAUCAUUAAGUAUUUCCUCUGCGUUGCAGCAUACCAGUCUUUUGUCAGAGCCUAUGCUACAUACCCCAGCAAUCUAAAACACAUUUUUCAUGUGAAGAAUCUUCACCUGGGACAUGUCGCGAAAAGUUUUGGCCUCAGAGAGGCACCAAAAGAAUUGUUUCAAUCCAAGAAGCAACCUAGAGCACAAAAGCGGAAAAGGUUUGAGAUCCUCUUUUUUGUUCGUUUCUUUCGUAGCCUUUCUGUAGGUUGUCACGCAACGCUUUGAGUUCCCCUCAUGCCUCAAAACGAAAGUGUGGGGUGGGGUAAGUUACAUCUCAGAUAAUGGCUGCGAGAGAUUCUAUUGUUUUUUAUUCCCAACUCGCAGUUUGAAUUCAGUGAAGAUAAGUGUAUAAAGUAAUCUGCUUCCUUCCAACUCUCCAGUAACUAAUACUGCCUUCAAACUACAACAUAUUUCCUUGAAUUUCUCUCAAGAUAGUUGGGUGUCCACAAAACAUCCUUAGGAAAAGAGCAGUUUUCUCUGUUCACAACACCUGUUUUCUUGAUACUGUUCUGUUUUGUCAGAAGAAGUUCUACACAGAAUAAGAUGGAGGGUAAUUAGAAAUAGAGAAACGUGUUUUUUUUGUUCCUUUCAAUUAACCCUCAAAUUCCUCUCGGUGAUUCACAGGUAACUUUUGAAGAAAGGCAAUCAAACAAAAGAAACGAACAAUCGCAUACGCAUGUGAUCAAUGACCUGGGUGGACGAACGAAUCAAUUGAGGGGUUUGCCUUGGUAUAUAUUAAGUAACUUGAUGGGAAAGGAAAGAUAGAUAUGAGAGAGAGUGGCUCGUGAAAGGGUUUGCAUUGCAAAUGACAGAUACGUGAAAUAGGGUUUUCAAUCUACUCAAAAUCCUACCAAACUAGUUCAUACAUUUGUUCAAUUGUCAGUUGUCUCCUGCGCUGAACUAUUCUGAACCUUUCUCCCGUAGGGGUGGGGAGAAGAAAUCGGUGAAGGCGAAGAAGAGGAUAACAGAGUAUUCAUCAGAUACGGAACUAAAUGGACCUUUAACAAAGAAACGAAACAAGACGAAGAACAAAUCGU
This is a messenger RNA of Pocillopora meandrina, 10446 nucleotides long. NCBI's taxonomy places the organism in Eukaryota, Metazoa, Cnidaria, Anthozoa, Scleractinia, Pocilloporidae. The record is from the annotation of a GenBank genome assembly.